AUUUAACUGUAGAGCAAGCUUUCUUUAGAUCUUUUGACCAUAUAAUAAGACAACAACUCGAUCUAGUGUGGCAUCGUGUUGGGCAGAAAACAAAGGUUCUGAUCGGCGAUUUAACAAUGCUACGAAAGUUACUCACAUAUCUAGUGAGCUAUGAUUGCGUGACUUUCCAUAGUUUCUUGGAAACCAUACUUGCAAGUCAAACGCCAUCAUCUACGUUAAAUCAGGAACAACAAUCACCGUGGAUAUUUAUGGACUCUGGCAACACUAUAUUUUCUGUGGCUAAAAGAAAAGAUAAAGAAACCGACAAACUUUGGCAUCCACCGGGAAUUGUGCCAGUAUUGGAAGAAUUGCCGAAAUGGGGGUUGUUGGCUGAAAUAGUUAAUGAGAUAGAACUCGAAAUUGAAUC
Molecule: messenger RNA, 406 nt
Organism: Cetraspora pellucida
Lineage: Eukaryota; Fungi; Glomeromycota; Glomeromycetes; Diversisporales; Gigasporaceae
Source: the annotation of a GenBank genome assembly